ACUGUGCGAAGUCUCAUAUGUGCAUGUCGAAAUCUGACAAUGUAACAGCAAUAGCUGGCAUCAGCUAGCAUUUGGAGAAUCUAGAUAUAGGUUAUUAAGUCUCUAACACUGAAAGUUGUAUUUACUUGACUAUGCAUUGGUUUAUUGCUUUAGUCUAUCACUGGGCAUAGAAUUAAACAGGGUUGUUGCAAACCUGCAAGUUAUGCUAUGUGCUAUGCGAUCUGUCUGGUUAUUUGCUGUUGGGGAAAUCGUUUGCUCUGACAUUCCGAAGCCUUAGCCUAAACAUACUGUACAUGUAAACCGCUGACUGCCUAUACACACUUUAAGGAUGUUUAAUUAUGUUUGUGGAACAGAGUUAUUCUCUAUUCGUGCAUUUAAUUUGACGCUAAAUGGAGUGACGCAUGCAUUUAACCCUUCAACUUUUACAUCAGAUGUUCCUUAGAUACGCACGUACGAAAGCGAGUAUUUGAAAGGCGAUUUAAAGGAGCGAAUAGUGUUUUUGAAACUUUCAUGAGAGCAAGAUCACCAUUGUGGGUACUUCAGGUUUUGAACAAAAGACGCCCUAACUAGCUAAGUAUUGUUGACUACAUUACAUAACCGCAUGUAAUGAGCGCUAUCGUCGUAUCUUAAGCCUGUAGGCUACGUGUAAGGGUAUCUGCUAAUAACAUUGGCCUGUCAUGGUACCAGCAUCAGUACUAUAAUGCUUCUUCAAAUAAAAGGACAAGACAUUCACUUAGAAAUACUUGCGACAAUAUCACAGAGAUAUGCGGUGCAAGCUUACACACCAAUAUCACACCAAAUCUUACAUCCAUUUGCACGAUUGUUGUCUCCAGCUCCGGUGUCUGGCGAGUUUCAUAUUUGUUGAUAAUAAACGGAAUGGCAUUCAUCUCUGUCGAACGAUUAGCUCGGUGCAUGUUGUGAAAAAAUUUAAAUACGCUAUAUGCUAGAUUUCCUCGAAAGAGGAGGAUUGCUCAGAUUUCAUGUACCAAAACAAGGUGAACAAGUAGUACUUAAGUUCUACCGAGUCUGUUUUAGCAAACAAUUUUUAAAUAAAGAGAAUAAAAGUUUACGACUAAUGCGCUAAAUUAAUCUCAGUCUGUGUCCGAUGAAGUGCAACAGGUCGGAGGAAACACUCAGAAAGUUACUCUCAUAAGGUUUAAUAAAAGCCACGGAGGCCGUCGAGGAACACUGAUGGACUUUUCAUUUGAAUGGUCUUUCGUUGGCGACAUUAGAUUAACAUUUUAUGUUUAGGAAAUAUGGUUUGUAAGAGCAACAGCAUGUUUACGUGCGAGAAAAUGGGCAUUUCAUAUAUACUUUAUGCAAUACUGCCGUGUUGCUUAGUGAUUUUGUGAGCUGUCGGCUGUCUCUCACUAACUUGUGCGCCUCCGUCUCACUCCGUCUUUCUUAUCUUGAUUAUGCAGCUUGAAGAUUGAGUCAGCUGUUUUGUAUGCAAGUUGCCUUGGCUUGGCUCUUUGUGGAAGAGAGUGCGAUCGUGCUGCGGAUACAGAAAGAGAGAGAGAGAGAGCAAGCGAGAGAGAGAGAGAGAGAGAGAAAGAGAGAAAGAGAGAGAGAGAGAGACCGCGCGUUACAAGAUGGGAUGGAAGAGGAGAUACGAUUCUGCUGAGCACCUUGCUGUUGGACAUUUUAGGUUACUUAUAGCAGCAAAGCGCCUCCUAAAUGACUAGUUUUAGCUCACAAAUUAAACGUACUAUCUGUUUACACUGCUGCAAAUUACACGUACCUGACAGGACGUACAGUAUGUUUGAUGCACAUAUACCCAUAACGGUAUUCGUAAGAGGGAUGUCUGGAUGUUGAAGACCACGAAGUCUUGCAUCACUGAUUGAACGCUGAUAGGAGAAAUGAAAUACUUCUGAACACGUCUGUCAUUGAGGAAGAGCGGCAUUUUUUCCAAAUCACUGUGCAAACUAACUGAGGUCCAAGGAGGUAAAUUAUGCUCAUGAAUCAGAAUUAAGUCUACGAAUAAGAACAUGCGAUGGUUAUUAAAGCUCUACUCAAAGGGGAUAAUCAAAUCGUAAAAUUUCGGCUCAGUUCAGUGCUGGGAUAAAGAGGUCCGAGUCGAUUACGGAGCACUGGGCAUUUCUUGGAAUUCCCGAUUCUUGUGACCUAGUGGCACUGUCUACCAGAAAAUUGGCACUGAUAUUCACCGAUAAAUAGGGUCUGACCGGAUGCUGAUGGAGAGUUCCAGGGAUGUGUGUUCUUACCGGGGAGCUUAGACUGUUGAGCAGGGGCUACACCUCUGGGCCCAUAAAUGACACUCACGCAGCGGGAAGGGCGAAGAGACGAGAGGAUGCAGGAGAUCAGCAAUGUUAACCCCAGGGGAAAUAAGCACAAUCCUGUCUGAGGUGGCUAAACACUGACACCCGUCCACGAGAAAAACGUAACUCUCCGGAUGAAAACUCUGUGUUGGAGCGCACAGGCAGUGUCCUGCUUCUUUUCAUGAAAAAAAGGGCUAGCCUGUUUGACCAAAAACCUGGUAUCCUGCUCCUCUAAAAAUCCUUCCCUGGAUGAUAGAACAGACAUGUAUAGAUCCCAAGUUAUCCUUAAAGUGGGGGAAUAAAUUGACUAUUGAGACUUCAGACUGUGAGACUUCAGCCUGCCUAAAAAGAUCCGUUGUUUUACUCAUCUGUUUCUACCAUUGAUCCCCAUGACUUCAAGUGACGCAACGAUGGCUUGCAGUAGAGGCAUGGUGUUGAGUGCCUUCUGGUCCAUGGCCAUAGUUUAUCUUAUCAACACGAGAGGUGUCAGUGGAGACUGCUGGCUCAUCGAGGGGGAAAAGGGCUUUGUGUGGCUGGCGAUUUGCAGUCAGAACCAGCCACCAUACGAGGCCAUUCCCCAGCAUAUAAACAGCACCAUUGUGGACCUUCGCCUGAAUGAGAACAAGAUUAAAAGCAUCCACUACUCUGCCCUCAGCCGCUUUGCCAAUUUGACAUACCUGAACCUGACAAAGAAUGAGAUCUCCUACAUAGAGGACGGGGCCUUCUCAGCCCAAUACAACUUACAAGUCCUCCAGAUGGGCUUCAACAAAUUGCGGAAUCUGACGGAGGGUAUCCUCAGGGGGCUAGGCAAGCUUCAGUAUCUCUACCUCCAGGCCAACCUGAUUGAGACUGUGUCAGCCAAUGCCUUUUGGGAGUGUAUAAACAUAGAGAACAUAGACCUCUCCAUGAAUCGUAUCCAAGUGCUAGACGGAUCCACCUUUGCCUCCUUGACUAAGCUGAGCACUUGUGAGCUCUACACAAACCCUUUCAAUUGCACUUGUGAGCUUUUGGGCUUUGUGAAAUGGCUUUCGACGUUCCCGAACAGAACAAAUGAACGCAUGGUUUGUGACUCUCCCCAAAGCUACUCUGGUUACAGUCUCUUGAGUCAGAAUCCAAACAACCCUGGGACCCGCCAUGCACUGUAUAUUCUGUCCACUGUGUGCUCUGACGACAAUCCGGAUGAAAAAUUUAUACCCCCCCGUGUGCCUGUUGAAAUCACCACCCCUCCCCCCUCCGUAACAUCCUGUGCAGGGGAUGACUGUUCAUCAGGAAUGGAACCAGAGGAAAUAAGCACCAUUACCGCAUUUGUAGAUCCAGAAACAAAACCAAUAAUGCGGGUGAAGGAGGUGAAACCCAGGAGUGCCGUCAUCGCCAUUCAGAUUCCGCACCGAUUCAAAAAAUUAUACAUCCUGGUCCAGUACAACAACAGCUUCUACACGGUCAUCAAAAAUCUCAAAGAAGAGCAAGAGGAUGUAGAGUUGACAGAUUUGAAACCGCAAACGGUGUACAACUACUGCGUGAUAUCCUUGCGCAACAAUUUAAGUCACAACCACACGUGUCUGCAAAUAACAACAGGGCCGACAGCAGGGAAAGGAAGGACGAGUAGCAAUGCAACGGCUACUCACUACAUUAUGACCAUCUUGGGCUGCCUCUUUAGCAUGUUGAUAGUGUUAGGGGUAGUCUAUUUCUGCUUGCGCAAAAAGCGGCAACAAGAUGAGAAGCACAAAAAGGCAGGCAGCCUCAAGAAAAAUAUAAUUGAAUUGAAGUACGGGGCAGAACUGGAAGGAGGGACUAUAUCACGAAUGACUCAGAAGCAGAUGAUGGCUGGGGAGAGUAUGUCCCGUAUGCCGUACUUACCUUCUGGUAGUGAUAUGGAUCAGUACAAACUUCAAGACAUAAGUGGAACUCCUAAAAUGGCGAAAGGGAGCUACAUGGAGGUUCGCACAGGAGAUCAUCCAGAUCGCAGAGAGUGUGAAAUGGCCAUGCCUGGAAACAGCCAAGGCUCAGUGGCGGAAAUCUCAACGAUCGCGAAGGAGGUGGACAAAGUCAAUCAGAUCAUCAACAACUGCAUAGAUGCCCUGAAAUCGGAGUCCACCUCAUUCCAGGGAGUCAAAUCAGGCGCUGUUUCCACGGCAGAACCCCAGCUCAUCCUGAUCUCCGAGCAGCCACAGAGAAAGUCUGACUUCCUGUCGCCCAUGUACAAAGACAGCUACCACCACUCGCUGCAGAGGCACCACGGCUCCGACGUCUCACCCAAGCGACCGAGCACUGCGACUGGAGGUCCUAUGCGGAGUCCCAGGCCAUACCGUCAUGAGGGGCCCUACAAGUCCGAGUCCAAGUACAUAGAGAAAACCUCACCGACCGGUGAGACCAUCAUGACUGUUACACCGGCUUCUGCGAUUCUAAGGGCAGAGGCGGAAAAGAUUCGACAGUACAGCGAGCAUCGGCACUCGUACCCCGAAUCCCACCAGAUUGAGGAACUAGAGGGACCAGACUGUCGUAAGCCGUCCCUUUUGGAACCCUUGACGCGGCCCCGACCUAGAGACUUAGCUUACUCACAGCUCUCCCCUCAGUACCACAACCUCAGCUACUCCUCCAGUCCGGAGUACUACUGUAAACCGUCACACACCUUCUGGGAGCGUUUCAAGCUCAACCGCAAACGUCACAAAGACGAGGACUACAUGGCAGCAGGCCACGCACUGCGUAAGAAAGUGCAGUUUGCCAAGGAUGAAGAUCUGCAUGAUAUUUUAGACUACUGGAAAGGUGUAUCUGCCCAACAAAAAUCUUAAUCUCACCCUGUGUUUCUGCAAGGUUUCUCUUUUUAAUGGACAAGUGGUGAAAUUAAAAAGAAACCUUAAUACAUUACUACCAUUUUAAUGAAACAGCCCACUUGGACUGAAUGGAGUGAAACGACCCACAUCAGACUUGAUUUUGUGAGUUUCUGUACCAAAUUUAAAAGGAAAUCACUUUUCACAACACAAAGUAAACAUAUUGAAAAUCAAAAAAUAUAUAUGUUGCAAUGGAUUAUAAGUAUUUGGAUAUCGCAUGGCCAAGUCCUGUGACAGUGGAUUUCCUGUUGUGUUCUAUGAGAAAAAAAAAACUUCUAUUAAUUAAGAACAUGUCUCCUGAAUCGUCGGUAUAUUUUCUUGGAGAACAACUGUAUACUCAUCAAAAGACAGAUUUAUCUCCCUACAAAUAUUUGAGUUCAUUCAGAAUUGAGAGGAAACAUGUACAGAUCCCAUUUAUAUAUUUACAAUGUUUGCUGUUUGAAAAGUGAAAAGAUGUGAUGUAUUUGAAUCAGGUCUAGACCAUGGAUUUCAGAGAUUGUCCCUGUGUUUUCAUCUGUUCUUAAAUGAAUGUCUAGGACCCUGACAGAUUUACAUUGCACUGGUUAAUGAAAUGGUAUGUUUCCCAUGAACCACUUUUCCUGUCCUAUGCUUUGCCAAUUUUAAUGCCGUCUGACAAACUGCACAAUACUUCAAACACAAAAGUGAUACUGUGAACUACAUACUGUAUUGCUUCAGUAAGGAGGGUGUGUCCAUCUUAACUACAUAUGACUGGUAAGCUACAGCACCAAAGUAGAAGUAGACACCCGAAAUUUGAUCAUCCCAAUCCAAAUUAGAAAAAAAACAGCAGCAAAUCAUGAACAUUGUUUGCUCUGAAUGCAGAUCGGGUGGUAUUCCAGAAAGCCAUAACCAAGGCCUGAACUCCCAGAUGAUCAAGCUGAUUGAUUAAUGAUUGAUCUAUCCCAUUACAGCUGAUGAGGAUUUGAAUGUUCCCAAACGUGAUCGCUCAAAGUUGUUCGAUCAUCCAGCAACAGUAAGUGUAGGUACAACUUCCUGUUUCAUACAAUUUGUGGUUGAGUGUUGACUUCUGUUUUGUAUACAGACCAUGAAUGUAGGCUUAUAUUUUCAGAGAAAAAGAUGACAGUAUGCACAGGGUUGUUGAAACACUGGCUGAUUCAAUAGAAUUAGUCUAGCCCAAUGGUUCCCCACCUUUGUUCUCUUCUGUACCCCUUGAGCUGUUUUGCCAUUUCAACCGUAUUAAUGAUUCUUCUAAAUGUGUUCUAUUGAAGAUAGAUUUAGCUUUCUGUAUCGAACACGACUGAUAACUGAUUACUAAAGUGUUUGAUCUUGGCCUCUUUUUUCCUUUUGUCACUGGGCUACCCUAAAACCUGAAUCCAGAGUGACAGCAGCUGGACGCUUGAGCCAUUGAUCCAUGUUCGCUAACUAGUUGAUUUGCGUGCUGUUUUGUCAUUUGUGAAUGUGACCUCUUCACAGAGCAGCGCAACAGUUGACACCUGCCACAGGUUGUCUUAUCAUUUUGGAAAUAACUGUAAUCCUCAAUCUUUCCACAUACCCCCUGCACACAGCUCAAGUACCCCUAGGGGUACGCAUACUCUCAGUUCGGAACCACUGGGCUUGCCUACUGUUCAUCUCUUAUUCAAUGUGUUGCCAAGCUACCGAUUUAUUUAAUGAAUCUGAUAUAGAUUGGUCUAGGCUAGGCUGUAGUUUGCCCGCCUAGACUACUUGUCAGAUUCAAGGCAAAUGUAAAGACUCAAAUUUUCUCAUAACGACUGUGACUGCUGAGAAGAAAAAUGCUAACAUUUUAGCUUCAGCAUGAGGCUCCCUCAUAACAAACCGACACUCACUCUGACCUCACUUUUGGGAGCAGAAAACCCUGUACAAAUUGUGAUAUGUUGACAGGCCUGGGUAUGUUGCUAAACCUGCUUUCUGCAAUACCCCCUGCUAUAGUAUUGUAGUUGUGUGACAUUUUGCUCUACUAGAUCCAGACAUUUUUUUUUAUUGUUUACCGAUUAUGUUAGACAUCGUAUAUAGGGAGGACUUCUCUGAUGUUCUACCAAAGUGCUUGGGUGGCAGCUCAUCACUCUCUGCAGACGUUUCCACCAUUUUCGAGCCUACAGCCCUGAGGAUGAAUGUAUUACAUACAUGAUGAUAUAAAGCAGCUCUUUUUUCUGCUGCAAAUUUUGUUAUUCACAGCCAUAUGCUCCCCUGUUUUUCAUGCGGUAUGCUAGGUUUUGAUAUUCAUGCUUCCUUUCAAUAAAUAUAUAUAUAUAUAUAUUUUGUCAGAUCUCUCUCGACAGCAUACAAACAAUCAGAGAAACAAAGAUGUUUGUACACCUAAGGGUCUUGUUCUUGGAUUUUCUAUGGUUUGGCUGAAGCUUUUGUAAAUGUUGAGCUCCUCGAUGUAGAAAAGGAUUUGAAGUUACUGAUCAAAAGUGUCGAACAUGACAGAGCAAAGUACACAUAGACAUGAAAAUACCCCAGAGCUGAACUGUUACAGUUGGUUUUGUACAUCAUUUGAAAUGUCUUACUAAAAGGUAACUGUGUCCAAUUUCUUAUUUCAACCGCCUUAAACUUCUGGAUUAUCUAUAUAUCUGUAUUUUUCUUUAAUCUUUCAGUGUUGAUUUUUUUUAAGUCUUUUGCAUUUCAAUAGAUUCCAAAAGCUGUCAGAUUUAUAGAUAAACUAGCCAGUAUCUUACAUGUUUUUAUAUUGCAUAUUGUAGCACUCCUGUAUCUCAUCAAAUUUAGAAAUGUUCAGAAACCUGUGGACUGCAAACAGCUGGCGCUGAAGUACAUAAAAAACAUGAGCACAAUGAAAAAAAAAAAGUGUUUUUUAUUCUUAUUUUAUUUCUAAAUAUUAUGUUACCUGCUUUCAGACAAAUACUGUGAAUAAAAGGAAUAGGUGCACCCAUACCUUCACUUCCUUUACCACAAUUUAAUACUUGUCAUUGACAAUAAACUGUAAAGCCUUAUAACAUGAUAGAUUAAUAUGUAUAUAUAAAUACAUAUAUAUAUUCCUUUGCGUAAAGAGAAACAACUUUGCCAUUAUUUCAAAUAUUAAAAAGAGAUCAUGAGACAAACUGGUAUCUGUCUGUCACUCUCUCUGUUUAGUCUGCAUUCUCUGGCAGUGUUUAAGUUGGACGUGUUUGCUGCAACUUGGCACACAGUGUUAUUUUACUGAUUUUAAACUUGUUCACAGACUUCCUUUCACUACACUUCCUUCGCAGGAGUAAAUCUGUUUUAAUUUUUUGGCAACUGGAACCAUUAGGUCAUCUUGGUGAACUGAAUAAAGAUUUGUAAUCAGCCCAAUUUUAUCAACUUCCCUGUUGCUAAUGAAGACAACUUUGAAGGCAAAGAAAAUAUCUAUUAACUAUAUCAUUACAAUUCCAUGAAAGUGUUAAAACAGGAAUAUGGGCGAUAUGUAAAUGGUAAAAAUGUAUUUGUAUAUGUCUAUAUUCAAAUGAAAACAUACAAGUAGCUGAGACUUUUGUAAGAGUAGGAUAGCUGACACUUUAAGUGUCCCUUAACUUUUCAUUUGAUGUCAUGUUGGGAUAACAAGAAGGAAUGUGAUCACCUAGACUCAUAACCAUACCAAGUUGUGGUUAAAUCACAGCAAAGUGAAGGUAGAUUACCUUUACUGGCUACCUUUCAGAGUUCAGUCAGACCACACCCAGCUUAAGGUGGUUGAUCCGCAUAAAUCUACGGCAAUGAGAGCAAUUACUUUGUGUAAUUUAGCCCUGAGAGAGAGAGAGAG
Messenger RNA from Clupea harengus (Atlantic herring), 8834 nucleotides. It is a transcript of the gene elfn1a, whose product is annotated as extracellular leucine rich repeat and fibronectin type III domain containing 1a. Gene Ontology annotation, molecular function: protein binding. Lineage: Eukaryota; Metazoa; Chordata; Actinopteri; Clupeiformes; Clupeidae. The record is from RefSeq and is a predicted model, not a curated record.